AUGCUCUGGCUUCAGAUAGCCAGCCAAAUCGGCAUCGUCAUCUUCACAUUCAUCGUGCAGAUGCAGAUGCAGAACAAUCUAUACGUACCUGAAAUCGUCGGACGUUUCAUCGAUGCAGCUUCCCCGCACUUGGUCUACAUAGCUGAAGAGGUUGCACUUUCAUUCCGGUCCUACCAUCCCACACUUCCGGCUCACGCGACUCGGCCCCCUUUGAUUCCGUCGCAAACUACAGUGGCUCCCAAGGACAUCAUUCUCUGGACCCCUACCACCAUCGCUGUCCCUAUCCAGCUAUACCCUCAGGCGCUCGCCACUCCAUACGUAGCAGCGUCGUCGGUGCUUACUACUUCCAUGUCGACGCCUAUGCUCACCCAAGUGUCUGCGACCGAUGAUACGUUGCUGGAAAUGAUCACUUGGCCAAGUGGUGCAAUUGACGUGGCCAACCAUUUCUGCCCGGCUCACCUCGCAACCAUUGUUCCUGCCUGUCACCUUCGUCCGGUUCACAUCGUUGCUGUCGCUCUUACAUUGGCGAUGGUGUGGGGAGCAUGUGUACUUGUGAAGCUCUCUAGGGACUGGCGCGGAGAGGGGACGUCAACUACCCACAGUGGUCUGCGGAUUUAUACCCCGAGCAACAUCGUUGCCAAGCUCAUGGAGAUAUUCUAUGGCGGCGCACCAUCGCAGUCCAGAACGAGCUCUCUGGACAACGAUGGUGUUUCGUCGACAAUUUCGAGCGCCUCUGCAGACCGCGAUACCACCGUCCUUCAAAACACGAACGAUCCCAAUAGCGACGCCAAAAACACGACGGGAGCACGUACCGAGAAGCAGACGGAAACCACAGCAGCCCAUGGAGGUCAUUCCACGUCAGGGUCGUCCAAGUCCUCCUGUGCCCCCAGUUGGAUCGCGCCCAUGCCCGAAGAAGCCUCAUUGGCGCGCACUGCGGACGCUUGCGAGAGAUACUCCAAGGUGUGCGCCGAGGCCAUCAAAAUCAUGCAAUACCAGAGCGCUCGCCCGGACCUAUUGCGAGAGGCUAUGGAGAGAGAACGUGAGGGAUUCUUGGCAUUUGUCGAGCAAGAGGUCCAGCGCGCCGCGGGCGUGCAGGCUCAGUGGGAGGACCGUUGCUCGGAGCUCACGAGGACUUAUGCGGCAAUGACGGCACGGCAGGCCGAAGUCAAUCGGACGCUGGCGCUACUGAAGUCGACGCGUGCGCGUCUGGACUUGGAAAGUGCAGCGACGAGAAAGGAGCACGAGCAGCGUGCAAGAGAGCGGGCGCAGGUGGAGCAGAAGCGUGCGCUCAUUGAAUCUGAGCGCAUGAAGGCCGAAAAGGAACGCAAGGAAGCCACAUGGAGACGCGUGCGGGCCAUCGUGGAGCGGAAGGAACUGGAGGAGCAGUGCGAGACGUCGGAGAAAGAGCGCUUCCAGCACGAGGCAGCGCGCGCACAAGCUGAGAAGGAACGUGCGAAGGCCGAGCAAACGCGCGCCGAAGCUGUUGCAAAGCGGAUUCAGUUGGAGGAACGGCGCGAGAUACUGGAGAAGAAACAUGCGCGAAUCAAAGCUGCGCGCAUGCAGGCGGAGGAAGAACGCGCGAAGGCCGAGAGGAGGCACGUACAGGCUAUGGCCGACCGGGUGGCUCUGGGAAAACGGCGGGAGAUGCUGGAGAAGGAGCAUGCUCGCCUGGAGGCCGAGCGUAUGCGUCUGGAGGCCAAGCGUCGGCGUGAUCAGGAGGCGCAGGCAGAGAAAGCGAGGCAUGUGCAGGAUCAGGUGGUGCAUACGGAAGAGAAGGUUCUAUGCGAACGCGGCGUACACACCACUCACGCGGAGCAUCGGGACGCACAGACGGGUCGGGGAGGCCUAUGCGAGGAGGGCAUGCAGACCGACGAUACGCAAGGCGUGCGGGAACAGGACGUGCAGGCUGACGCUGCGGACCAUCUGUGCCACAACGAAGCACAGACUGAUCCAGAAGAGGCGCAGAUUGACCAGGCAGAGCGUGCGCGCGAGCAGGGCGUGGAGACACAACAGGAAGAACUGUUGCGCGAAAGCCACGAACAUAUGCAUCACGACGUCCACGGCAGGCAUCAUUCGGAGGCCGAGCAGAUUCAGGAAGGAUCUAUUGAGGGGGAACAACAAGCACAGGCAGACGGCCGCGAUUCACGGGGUACGCAGGACUCGCAAGACACGAAGCCAGUCGAGCAAGCCGGGCAAGUCGAAUCAGUCGAGCAGGUCGUACAGCCUAUGCCAGGCGCGCCAGCUCAGCAUGGUGAAAGCUCCGGCCAUGGGUUCACGCUCGACUGUCUCCCUCCGCGUCAGCCCACGCCACCCGCAUCACCUUGGCUGCAGGAGCAUCAGCAAGCUGUCCAGGCUGCCCAGGUUGCCCCGUUGCAGGUCGCGGUACGGGCCCCUUCCCCGGAGUCUGACCCGGAUAAUUCGGCCACCGCGGAAGAGCAGCCCUCGCCCCCGAGUCCAGUUGCUGCAGCAAAUCCCGUCGAUACACCUUCAUCUGAUUUUAAUGCGGCCUUGACACUCCUGGGGCUUUCAGGCCAACCGCAAGCGCAAGACGUACCCAACGUCCAGGUCGAGAAUGGCGAGAACACAGGGCAAGACGGGCAGCAGCAAGUAGAUGAUGUGAACAUGGAUGCGAUGCCGCAGCUCCAGGGAGGAUAUCAACCCACCCUCGACAGCUCGUACUACCAGCCCAUGCCCCCGCAGUCUUGGCAAGGUCCAUCGAGCACAGCCGGGCCAUAUGGCUACCAGUGGGCUGCACAGUCUCUCCCGGCCGUUGCGACAGAGCAACAGUUUGCGAUAUACAAUCGCGCUCUGGCACCACCUCAAACCACGCCAUUGUCCGAUCAGGGCCCAUUCACCCAUGGAUAUGUCACCGCUAAUGCCGUCAACCUCAGUCAUAGUCAAUCUUAUUAUGCCAGCUCGAAUACAUACCAAGGAUUUGCUUCUGCCGCACCAAAACCUGGACCUUCAAACACUCAGUACGGGCAGGGU
This is a messenger RNA of Postia placenta MAD-698-R-SB12, 2988 nucleotides long. RefSeq lists its product as hypothetical. The record is from RefSeq and is a predicted model, not a curated record. The transcript has 4 exons. Lineage: Eukaryota; Fungi; Basidiomycota; Agaricomycetes; Polyporales; Adustoporiaceae. The annotation marks the transcript as partial.